This is a messenger RNA of Staurois parvus, 499 nucleotides long. The record is from the annotation of a GenBank genome assembly. Lineage: Eukaryota; Metazoa; Chordata; Amphibia; Anura; Ranidae.
GAGAAGCAACUUCUCGAACAGGCAGAAGAGAAGAAGAAACUACAGCUCAAACUCAGCACGAGUUGUUCGAUAAUGCUGGCACAAAUCCAGUAUUUAAAAACGGUAAAGAAAUCUGGGGGCUCCGUUGGUGCUUGGAUGAAGAACACUGGUGACAGUUCAGAAAACAUCUAUUACUUUACUUAUUACAGCAAGGACAUGCUCCUGGAAUUUGCCAACAUUGAUGACUUCACCAGCUUGGAUUUUCUGCAAAGAGCAGAAUCUAUAACACUGCCAUUCUCUUGGCAAGGAACUGGCCUCCAAGUCUACAAGAAUGAGGUGUUUUUCCAUAAGAAUGGCACAAUAAAUGAAAUUGUUAGAUACAACAUCCAGAAAAAACAUUACGCAGUCUAUGCAUCUCAAGGGUGCUGGGCUUAAUCCACCCUACCAGCUUUCACCAUAUACAAAAAUUGAUCUCGCCAUAGAUGAGCAGGGUCUUUGGGCCAUUCACGGUGAACUUGGA